AUGGCGACAGGCGGCAUCGGGCUAGGCGGCCAGAUUUUUGUAAUUGUGUUGAACAGCGAUGCGGUCAUGAAGACAUUUGUCCAAUCUAGAUAUCUCACUCUCGGUCGUAACGUCUCCGUCGCUUUGGGACCUUGGGGUCGUAGCAGCGAGAUCGCUGGCGCUGUCGGCUCUCAGAGCAUGGUGGGUAUGUUUGCGUACUCGAAGACUGGCGGUAAAUUCGGUGGGAGGUCAUUCAAGGGCGGAAUCAUUGGCCAGCGACUCGAGACCAAUAAAAAGAUGUAUGGCGCGGAGCUCACAGCAAAGCAAUUGCUCAGUGGGAAGAUUUCUUCACCACCGGAGGCUGAGCCUCUCAUGCGGCUUCUCAAUUCAGAGCAAUUCUAUGCACAGCCAGGGGUAUCGUCGAUGGAUGCUCUUCCUACCCCCUAUCAGCAGUUGGCUGAGCUGCCUGCUGCUUUACCCAAUGAGCCCAAUGGAUCUCCAAAUGGAAAUCAUGAGCUCGACACAGAAUUGCCUCUAAAGGUUGCUGAACUGGGCUCCGGGCCACAAAAUACAGUCUAUAAAAUGCUUGCUGGUCAGAAUGGCCGCGCAAUUUAUGAGCUAGAUGCAUCGCAGCCGCUUACACAAGAGCAAUUAUCUGCGAAGUCUCCCAUUGCAGCAUGA
This is a messenger RNA of Penicillium atrosanguineum, 660 nucleotides long. Its product is annotated as Tubulin binding cofactor C. The record is from RefSeq and is a predicted model, not a curated record. Gene Ontology annotation, molecular function: actin filament binding; phosphatidylinositol binding. Lineage: Eukaryota; Fungi; Ascomycota; Eurotiomycetes; Eurotiales; Aspergillaceae. The transcript has a single exon. Bases 1 to 660 code for a protein of 219 amino acids. Gene Ontology annotation, biological process: actin filament bundle assembly; actin cortical patch localization. Gene Ontology annotation, cellular component: actin cortical patch.